Molecule: messenger RNA, 321 nt
Organism: Pyricularia oryzae 70-15
Lineage: Eukaryota; Fungi; Ascomycota; Sordariomycetes; Magnaporthales; Pyriculariaceae
Exons: 2
Coding region: 1-321 (106 amino acids)
Source: RefSeq, a predicted model, not a curated record
AUGUUUGAGUGGGAUGAGGAAACGAAGGAGAUUGGGAACCCAGAGGCCAGAACUUCUCUUGCUUAUAUACAAGCCAAUGUGCCAAGAUAUCGCACGGGUUCUCAUCAGUGGCCUACGGCGAAGGAACUUGCCGCCGCCCCCUCGCCCAGAACUACUGGAGCCAGCACGAAGAAUGAGGCAGAGCCGGAUGCCAAGGCCUCAUGGGAGUCGUCACUCAGUUGCUCGGAAGAUUACCUGGGGAUGGUUCCAUAUGGGAAAGCCGGCGGGCAUGGGUGGUCGAGGUCGGACAGGAGACUCGCCUAUGGCAGUGGGUAUGCCUAG